CUUGGCAUUGAACUUUAAGCUUUAUAAUUUUGCAGGUAUUAUUUAUACUUUAACAGCAAUAUUACACACUAACUAAAGUUUGAAAAAUGGGAUCACAAAUGUUUCAAAACCACUGCAGAAAAUCACAAUUUUAGUGAAUUAAAGUUGUUAAGAGAAUCUUAACAUGUGAAAAUUAUUAGAAAUACACCAAAAAAUAAUGACAAUGUUUUAUCAAACAAAUCUAAAGUGUGUAACCAAGUUGAAAUGUUUUUCUAGUCAGUUUUUAGGUGAUAUUCAUAUUUAAAUUAUAUUUCCGAGCAAAUAAACUACUUGGGGACUGUCUAAUUUCUAAAACUUAAGAGUUAACUAACUAAUCACACAGCUAAAUUUUGUGUUUUAAAAUGACAUUUUCGUGUCUCAGCCUCUUCGAAACACAAACAUUUGUGAGUAAAUUGACAUGAGAUCUUAAGAAAUCACCGUAAUGAAUUGGGUGUAAAUGGGAACAAUCAUUCUUGAAUAAUUUUCAACAGCUCUAUUAACACUGAUGUGACUGAAACAAAAGCAUUUCAUGAAGACUGACAGCUCUGUUAACAGCUCCAUUAACACUAUUGGAAGAUUUUUAAAUCUUUUAAGAAAAGUAUCAAAAAGCAGAUUGCAAUCUCGGCAAACAUAAACUUAGUAAAUUUUUGGUCUCCACUCUCUCUUUAAUACAGACCUAUCAUCUGAAGAUCAAUUUGAUGGAGAAAAACCUACAAAAUGUGUAUUUAUAUAAAAAAAACUAUCUUUAGGUCUGUAUCAGGAUCUGCAACAUCUCAGCUCUCAUUAGUUUAGAGUAAAUUCAGAUCCUGCAGUAAUGUAGCACAUGACCUGCACCCAACACUGCACAACAACACCUAACGCAGGGAUCUAACCUGGGCCGGAUUUGGCAGACCGGGCAAUUUCUCCAUAGGCCAAGGUACUUUUUGGGCUGAUACAUCUUAUAGUAUUUGUCUGACCAGCCCAUAACUGCCCAUUUCUUUCUUUGCUUAAUUCAUUGAGGCGCUGCAAGGCCCGGUGGCAUUUUUCAAAAAAGUUAGGGUAAGUUGUUUUUUUCCGGUCCGACCGGCAGAGACACCUAAUCAGAAGCCAAUUGGUUCUUUUUUAUUUAACAUUUGGCUAGCCCAAUCACAUCUUUCACAUAAAUACAAGCUGAUGAGUGUGUAAUAUAAUGACAAGGUUACCACUGAAGUGCACUUAGUCAGUUUUAUAUAAACUAAAAUAAAUACCAUUAAUGUAAGGCAUUUGCUCAUUUUGUUAUUCCUGGACUUUACUGAUAUAUUUAACUGCUAACUGUAUAAAAGUAACAAAUCUGUCAGACAAAUGGUCAGGUGUUCUCAUCAGAAUGGUCAAAUUGGGUUUAUAAAAGAGCAUGCAGAUCUCAGAUCAGUUUACCAACAGUACCAGCAGUUUGAUUGAUUUAAUCUCUGAAUUAUUGUCUCUGUUUGUGUCUGCAGGUGUGUUUGGUUAUAUAGAUGAGGUACCCGAAGAGUCAGUGACAGUGUAUGAGGGUGAAUCUGUUACUCUACACACUUAUACUGUAAUAAGUGACAGGGAAAGAAGAGAGAUAUGGUGGACUUUUAAAACAAAUGACUAUAUUAUUCCGACAACAUUAAAAAUGUUUUCAAAAUAUAGUAGUUUUGAAGAAAGAAUGCAGAUAUCAGAAAGGACUGGAGAUCUCACCAUCAAGAACACGAGGGUCAAACACACUGGACUCUAUGAAGCAAAUAUAUUUGGAAUGUAUAAGAAGAGAUUCAGUGUUUUUGUCAAAGAGUCUCCUCGUGUUAUUAAAUCUGCAAGUGAUGUGACAGUAUCAGUUACUGAGGGUGAAUCUGUUACUCUACAAACUGAUGUACAAAUACAGAAAGAUGAUCUGAUACUAUGGAGGUUUGGACCUGAUGGUGUUCUCAUAGCUAAAGGUGAUAUGGUGGACAAUAAGAUCUCAUAUAUAGAUGCUGAUGGGAGAUUCAGAGACAGACUGAUGCUGGACGAUCAGACUGGAAAUCUCACCAUCACAAACAUCACAAACAAAGACAUUGGAGAAUAUCAGCUAAAGAUCAGCAGCAACGGCAGGGAGAUCUUUUACAAGACAUACAGUGUUUCUCUCAGGAGUCAGUGGGUUUUAAGUCCGUUAUUGGGUGUUGUAGGUGUUGGUGUUUCUCUUUUCCUGUUAAUUCCUGCUGCUGGUGUUGCUUUGAUGGUCCACUAUUGCUGCAAGAUCUCUAAAGUAAAGAGACAAGGGGAGAAGACAGUGAUGGAGGGAUAUUCAGUCACCCUAUACACUUAUCUUACUAAACUAAAGAGCGAUGAUGUGAUCAAGUGGAGAUUCAGAGAUCAAGAGAUCAUAGCAGAAAUCAAUAGAAAGAAAAACAAGAUUUCUACAUACGAUGGAGAUGAUGGAAGAUUUAGAAACAGACUGAGAAUAAACAACCGGACUGGAGAUCUCACCAUCACAAACAUCACAACCGAUCACUCAGGACUUUAUGAACUGAAGAUCAUCAGUAGUAAAGGAGCAUCAUGGUCUCAGUUCAGUGUUAAUGUCGCAGCAUGGGUGAGAGGACAUGAACCGUUGGCCGAUGUGAUGUCUCUGUUGAGUGGAGAUUCUGUAAAUUAUUAGUUGGCGACUGAUGAUCAUCUAAUAGAUCCUCAAUAGCAUAAUUGGUAUACAUUUAAAAAAUGGCUGGGUUAUUUUUGACCCAUGUUGUGCAAAUAUUGGACAAAACACAGCACUGUAUUUAAAUUAACCUAACUGCUGGAUUAUUAUAACCCAUGGUUGCAUAACAACGACCCAACAUUGGGACAUUUUUAACCCAGGAUUGGGUAAUUUUUACCCAGUGUGUGUUUUGUCCAAUAUUUACACGGCACGGCAUUUACCAAGCCAAUAAAGAAAAUAUUUGUUUGCAGACUUUUGACUAAAAUUUUUUUGUUGGCGCAUUUAGACUGGAUCUGCAUGAAGCACUGGCAUUAUACAAUGGGCAACAUUUUAUUUUUCCAAAAUGUCAUAACAUUGCACAGUUGCAGAUAUUUAAAUUCCUGAAAGAUGACAUUUCUUCGGUUAAAAUGUGUCAUUUUCUAUACGUAUUAACUUAAUAUUACAGGGGUUUUAAUUAUAGUAACUUUUCAUGUUGUGUUAGCUAACAUUUGUCUUGCGCUGCGUCCCAAACCACCUACUUCCAUACUAUAUAGUAGGCAAAAAGUACGAGAAGUAGUGUUUUUCGCCUACUAUAUAGUGUGGAAGUAUAUGCGGUUUGGGACGCGGUGUUGAUAGUAGUUUAGCCAUUAUAAUGUUUCAGUCUGUUUUAUUCUGUAAGUUUAUGUUAUUCUUGUUAAUAAUUUUCUUUUGUAAAUGUUGUGUAUAAAUGUUCCCCGAUCAAAUCUGAAGUGACUCAUACAAAAAGUGCCUUAUAGUAAAGAAAGAACAACCAAGCUGAUAUUUCUGGUUUGAAUUUUUGUCUUUAUGUUAUUUUUAAAAUGAUAAACAUUUCAAAAUAUUUUCUGUUAUACUCUCUAGCGUGAGAUAUCUACUAAAAUGUAUUUCCAAUUACAAUAACUCACUAAACGUAUUUUCACGAUUAAACUGCAUAAUGGACACAAUAUCAAAAAUGACUCAAAACCAGCUGAAGAUAAGAUGUACAGCAAAGUUUAUUGUGUUUCAUCUCAUAAAUGAGGCAGUAGGGAAUUGUGGGUAUAAUGCAGGAUGUAUGUCUUUGACGUCAUCCAAUUUAUCCAAUGAUCUGAAAUGAAAACAGGAAACAUACUUAGAAGAGUAUUGCAGACAUGUUGUGUAUUAUUUGUGCGAGUUUUGAUCAUGUAUGAUUAUAGUUUGAUGAUGAUGAUGAUGAUGAAGACUUACACCCUGAAUCCAGCUGAUGUAAGCAGACACACGAGUGAAGACUGUUGGUUUCUGGUUGGUGUUACAGCCCAAUGAGGAGACAAAGCUGGUCACACCGUGGACGUAAUAAGCUCCAUUAACCUGACAGUUCAGAGGACCACCAGAGUC
Messenger RNA from Misgurnus anguillicaudatus (oriental weatherfish), 4015 nucleotides. The record is from RefSeq and is a predicted model, not a curated record. NCBI's taxonomy places the organism in Eukaryota, Metazoa, Chordata, Actinopteri, Cypriniformes, Cobitidae.